This is a messenger RNA of Coprinopsis cinerea okayama7#130, 1701 nucleotides long. RefSeq lists its product as hypothetical. Lineage: Eukaryota; Fungi; Basidiomycota; Agaricomycetes; Agaricales; Psathyrellaceae. The coding region runs from base 1 to 1701 and encodes 566 amino acids. The record is from RefSeq and is a predicted model, not a curated record. The transcript is spliced from 5 exons.
AUGGGGUGCGACGCCCUCUCCACCAAACUCGACGUACUCGAUUCGGAGAUCAAAGACGCAAAUCGACUGGCCAUCGUCACCCAGUCCUUCGACGCCGUAACAAAUGUCGCUGGUAUUAUCAACGGAUACUGGAGGUCUCUGAGGUCUGCCGAGGCUCACAAUGACCCCGACAAGUUCACGAAUGUCAUGGAUGCCAUUGGAUCACAGAGUCCAACCGGCAUCUCGAUGACUCUGAGCGUGCUGCACGAAAAGCUAACUGCGCCGAUGCCCGCCCUGACCGACAACGCUGGGACGCAGGUCAAUAGGCCCCUGCUCGAGAGCAUCCGCAGCCUGCUGCAGGACCGCGCCGUCGCGGAGAACAAGUGCUUCACGUACGACAUUGUCGCAUUCAAGGCCGACAUGGCCCGCUGGCUGGAGUACAUCAGCAAUCUUCAGACCAAGGGUAUUGCCCUGGCGGUCAUGCAGGAAAACUUCCGACUUGUAGUCGCGCGCAACAACCCAGAAUCAUACCCCAAGGACAAGCUAGAGAAGCUAGAGAAGUCUGUCACGAGCACCAUAAAGUCAUGGAAGGACACGCACCAGCAGCGUCUGAAAGCGUACGAGGCAGCGCUGGUUGGUGGGCCUCUGCGCUACUCUGCGACCCCUAUUCUCGACAACGCCGCCAACAUCCGUGUCGACGAGCAGUAUCCAAAGCUGUGGAACCUUAUGUUGAGCAGCGGCAAAUGCUGCACCCUCUUCACGCCCGACAAGAAUGUAUUCGCAGGCGAGAGCGGCAAGAAGCGCAUCAUUACGACCUGGUCGCUGGAGGAUCGUCCUUCGUUCUCACAGGCAUUCGCACUGGUGCGGGUGCCCGAGAAGAACGUGUUCCAAUUGCGUACCUCGCGCUUCGGAUUUGCGUCGGAGAUGUACACCGUCGAGACCAAGAACAAUGACUCUCCUCUGCACGUCAAGAUCAUCCCGCGACAGGACGGGGGCAACCAAGAGCCCCUUGUGCGAAUCCUACUGCUCAACGAACAGCUCAGUGGUGUCGACGAGACGAUCGACGUCAGUCUGCGUGACCCCAACCUACCCGGUUCCAUUGCGUUCAACAACCCGAGCGAUCCAGGAGGCCAUCUUCUUCACCGCAUGGGGCCGCGCAAGCGGGUGCUCUUCUGGAUCAACAACCUGACGCCCUCUCGUCACGUCUUCGUGCUGCAGUCCGCGCGCGUCGGCAAGCAGCAGGACGAGGUGCACCUGGUGGCUAACGUUUGGCUACCGGGUGAGCGACUGCCCAUUGGCCUGUCACAGCGCGGAGCGGAGCGAGAGGACCUCAACGCGAACAUCCGCCUGCGCAUCUACAGUCUUCGCGACGGGGAGGCCGUUAACAGGGACAAUGUGCACUCAAUGUUGCGAUUGCACCCUUCGCACGGGCGGCUCGUGCUGGACGAGGGGCGAGCCGACUACCUCUGUGAUCUCUUCCUGCGUAUCGUUAACCCGACAGGCUUUGCCCGCAACUACGUCGGCACGGCGUUGGCAUACGGCGGAAACGAUCAUCCCUGGGGUAUGUAUAACUUGUGCGAGGGCGACCUCAGCCGCUGGCUCGACAGUCAUAUGGUGGUGCAGAAGGAGUCUCUCGAGUACUGCCAGUCUGGUCUUAGGUUGCGCUACGAUAUCGGUGGCAGUGACACGCCGGAUGGCUCGAUAGACAUUAAGCUGAGCUGA